ACACACACACACACACGCGCCCAUCAGUCGAACACAAACCUUUACAGAUUCAACAUGAAGUGUCAGAAACUGGUGUUGACAAUCACUCUGGUGGUAAUGGCAGUGUGUGUCAGGAUCGAGGCCGUACACUGCUCUUGUCAGAACGCCAAAUGCACUGGUUUAGAUCCCAAUGACUGCCCUAACGGAACCACUAAAGAUAUGUGCGAGUGCUGUACCGUCUGUGCUGGGGGCCCAGGGGAGGAGUGUGGAGGCCCCUGGCAUAUUUACGGUGACUGUGGUAGCGGUCUCGAGUGUCACCAGGAAACUUGUCCUCCAGAUAUUGCCGAUGCUGAGUGUUACCUCCAUUACCUCACUGAACCCGGCGAGUGUGUUCAGAAGAAACACUCCUUCCUCGACUUCUUCUCUAAGACCAAUAAAGCCGGCCUGGAGGAGGUCAGAGAACGCCGCCGUCUCCGCCUUCUGCACGAGUUGGAAAAACUGAAGAAGUAAAUGCAGCUGGUAUGAGGUUGUAGGGGGGUUGUAGUUAUGGUUAUUGUAGAAAGUUGUGGAGGUUGUAAUGGCUAUUGUAAUGUAAAUGACGAUAUAUCUGACAUGAGUUUCUGAAAGUUGUAGUUUGAGGUAUUGUUGAUAUUGUAGGAAGUUGUGAAAGUUGUAAUCAUUAUUUUAAAGAAACGUAAAUAAAAAUAUAUAUGAUGGGCUUUAAAAAAAGGUUGUAGUUUGGUUAAUAUUACUAUUGUCAAAAGUUGUGACACUGUUGUAGAAAAAAAAACACAAAUAUAGUCAUUAAUUCAGCUAAUAACCCCAGAAUCCAUUUAAACUAAUUAUCUUAAUAUACCAUAAUAAUCCAACUCAGAAGAUAUAAAAAAAUAUACACUUUUCUGUAAAUUUAUUGUACCGAAUGUUUCUAUGACAAUAAAUAUUCUAUAACAAAUUGCUUCCUUUAUGGUAUCAAAUUUUUUUACAACAUCAGGUCCCUAGAAACACAACUUGACUCUCUAAGACUCAUAUAUGACUUAAUGACGGUAAAACACUGACCAUGUAUAGACCUUCUGUUAUGGGUGUGUUAGUAGUAUAUCCUAAGUUAACAUAAGCUAGGAUCCACAUAAAUGUUAAUUGUGUAUUCUAAGUUAACAUGACAACAUUUUUUUUAUCAUAUCUGUAAAGACAAGAAUAGGUUAUAUAUUGCCAAGUUCCAGGGGUUUGAUCAGAGCUGUAGCCGUCUAGGUAGGGUACAGAUACAGGUGUGUGUUACAUCACCACAACCUCAAAGAAAAACCCAAAUUACCCUAUUCUAACUUUUAAUAAAUAACAAUAUGUGUUUAGUAAAUAGCUAUAUAAUAUUACACAAUGGACCACGUAAGAAUGAUUUCAAUUAUAAUCUACUAAACCCCCCAUGUACAGUGUCGCUUCCGUGCCAAAUAAAAUCACCUGACGUUAUCCGGAUCAAAUAUCAACAGUGGCGUCCCUGUAGUGGAGGUGUUAAUGAUCUAAUUCACUAUAUAAAAAAUAAAUAAAAUACUCUGUAAAGAAGUAAAAUUAUUAAUGCUUUCACCCAUUCCUAAAAAGGUAAACUCCCACGAUAAAUAUCCUCCCCUACUAUAGGAUCCUCCCCUACCAUAGGAAACCUUCUCUACCAUAGGAUCCUCCCCUACCAUAGGAAACCUUCUCUACCAUAGGAUCCUCCCCUACCAUAGGAUCCUCCCCUACCAUAGGAAACCUUCUCUACCAUAGGAUCCUCCCCUACCAUAGGAUCCUUCACUACCACAGGAAACCUUCUCUACCAUAGGAUCCUCCCCUACCAUAGGAUCCUCCCCUACCACAGGAAUCCUUCACUACCAUAAAGAUCCUCCCAUAAUAAUCCUUCACUCCUUGGCAACACUGUACCCUAACUGGUUGAUGUGAGACUUAUAAAACUUUCCAAUUAUCAAUAAAUCAAUCCCCACUA
Molecule: messenger RNA, 1945 nt
Organism: Homarus americanus (American lobster)
Lineage: Eukaryota; Metazoa; Arthropoda; Malacostraca; Decapoda; Nephropidae
Product: neuroparsin-A-like
Exons: 4
Coding region: 55-489 (144 amino acids)
Biological process (GO): regulation of signal transduction; regulation of cell growth
Cellular component (GO): extracellular region
Molecular function (GO): insulin-like growth factor binding
Source: RefSeq, a predicted model, not a curated record